AUGGCUGGCAUCACGGCUAUGAAGCCCGUUACUGGAAUGCUCCGCCGGGGCUUGGUGCUCGAUCUCAGCACCGCCUUGGGCCUUGGAGUUAGCUCCGGUUACUUGUGGUGGUACGGCUACCACCUUCCUCGCGUUCGUGCCCGUGACAACUUCUACACCCGACUCGAAGCCCAGCGUGCCGAGGAACUCUCUGCUUAA
Molecule: messenger RNA, 198 nt
Organism: Nannizzia gypsea CBS 118893
Lineage: Eukaryota; Fungi; Ascomycota; Eurotiomycetes; Onygenales; Arthrodermataceae
Exons: 4
Coding region: 1-198 (65 amino acids)
Biological process (GO): mitochondrial electron transport, cytochrome c to oxygen
Source: RefSeq, a predicted model, not a curated record